Messenger RNA from Trichomycterus rosablanca, 3013 nucleotides. It is a transcript of the gene ggnbp2, whose product is annotated as gametogenetin binding protein 2. The record is from RefSeq and is a predicted model, not a curated record. The transcript has 15 exons. Gene Ontology annotation, cellular component: cytoplasm; nucleus. Bases 132 to 2360 code for a protein of 742 amino acids. Lineage: Eukaryota; Metazoa; Chordata; Actinopteri; Siluriformes; Trichomycteridae.
UAGUUCAGUUGUGUUGGGGUUUGGGACGUGGCCUUCGUGUGUCAGGAGUUGUCUGACAAUCCGGUAUCGGUCGGUCACAUCCUGAAGACCUGUGGAGGCAGCACAACGCUGACCGCGACUAGGACAAAGACAUGGCGCGCCUGGUAGCUGUUUGCAGAGAUGGGGAGGAGGACUACCUUUUCCUCGCGAGACAAAUUCCCUUGUACAUCGAUGACACACUCACAAUGGUCAUGGAAUUUCCUGACACCAUAUUGGACUUUGAGCGCCAUCAGAUCAACAGUUCUCAAAUGAAGAAGUUUAUUGAGCACCACGGCAUGCUUAAGCAUCAGGACCUGAGCAUGGCGCUGAUGGUGAUGUCUCAUGAAGUGUUCAGUGCGCUCUCGCAGCUAGUGCCAUGCGUCGGCUGCAGACGCAGCGUUGAGCGCCUGUUCUCCCAGCUCACAGACUCUGGCUACUUUGCACUUGAACCUUUGACCGUUGGUUCAGCUGGUGUGCUGUCGGUUGCUAGGGCCUGCCUAGCAGACCCCCGCAAACUCUACACACUUUUCUACGUCCAUGGGUCAAAACUGAAUGAUGUGGUAGAUGCCAUUCCAAAAAGCAAAAAGAACAAACGCUGUCAGUUGCAUUCCCUAGACACACACAAGCCCAAGCCUUUAGGAGUGGAAGGUGCAGACAGAGAGUUAGUGUCAGGAAGAGAAAAUGCAGCAGCAGUCAGAAAAGAGAUGAAGUGUAGCAUCAUUUUCAGCCUUGCACCCUUUCAGACUCCUUUCAGAGGGAGCUGGAUGGACGUGUGGGAGCUGAUGUCUCAGGAAUGCCGGGACGAGGUAGUUCUGAUCGACAGUGCCUGUUUGUUGGAGACUCUGGAAACGUACUUGCGCAAACACAGGUUCUGCACAGACUGCAAGAACAAGGUGCUAAGGGCUUACAACAUUCUGGUGGGUGAACUGGACAGUAGUAAGGAGAAAGGCUACUGCGCUGCAUUGUACGAAGGCCUGCGCUGCUGCCCACACGAGCACCACAUCCACGUCUGCUGCGAGACCGAUUUUAUCGCUCACCUGCUGGGCCGUGCCGAACCUGAGUUUGCAGGAGGAUACGAACGUAGAGAAAGGCACGCUAAGACCAUAGACGUCGCACAAGAGGAGGUGUUGACAUGUCUGGGAAUCCAUCUAUACGAGCGGCUCCACCGAAUCUGGCAGAAGCUGCGUGCAGAAGAGCAGACAUGGCAGAUUCUGUUCUACCUCGGUAUUGACGCCCUGCGCAAAAGCUUCGAGAUGGCAGUGGAAAAGGUGCAGGGAAUCAGCCGGCUGGAGCAGCUCUGUGAGGAGCUGUCUGAGGAGGAGAGAGCCAAAGAGCUUAAGCAGGAAAAGAAGCGCCAGAAGCGCAAGAACAGGCGCAAAAACAAGUGUGCCUUCGACAUGUCUGAGCAAGAGGCUGAGGGCUACAAAGAGAAAAGCCUGGACGAGGGUUCAGCAGAGUCAGUGGACAGUGGCUGUAAGUCCUGUGAAAGCAGUGAGGAGUCAAGAGGCAGUGUGGAGGUGAUCAUGCCCAUCGAGAGCUCCCCUUGCAGCUGCCCCAACAGUUCCAUCCUAGGCUCACCCAAAAGCAAGAAAGGUUUGUCAUCUCGCAGUAAUGGCAGUGACUGUGGCUACUCCUCCAGUAUGGAGGGCAGUGAGACAAGUUCCAGGGAAGGCUCAGAUGUGGCAUGCUCUGAGGGCAUGUGUAACCAUGACCAAACAGGUGAGUGUUCAUGUAGCCACCAAUGCUCUGAGGACAAAGAGGAAGAUGGAAUAGACAGCUGUGUUGAGUGCUGGGCCAAUUCUGAAGAACACAUCAAGGGCAAAAACAACAACAAGAAGAAGAAAAGAAAAAGCAAAGGCUUGCCAAGUGACAAGGAUCAUCAGCAUGGGUUGAAGACGCAUACAUGCUUAUCAGACAGCGGUUGCAGAGGCUUUUCAGGCUCAGGAAACUCCGGUGUCUCCUCCUGUACGUCCACACAGCACUGCAAAGACACAAGCUGCACAAAGAGGUGCUGCGACUCGUCUGUCUGUGUCGGCGUGCAUCAGCAGCAGAGUGGCCUUUUACUCCCCUCGCCACCAGCUACCUGUGCACAGGGAGACUGCCCCACCAAAACCCUCAUUGAGUUGCUGUCUUUAAAUGUGGACAAACAGGAUGAAGCAGAAGCGUCCUCAGACGAAGACAACUGCCUGACACAGGACGAGAUCCAGUCCUUUGUGGAGGAGAACAAGUCUUUCUACAGCACACGAGACCAGUACCGGCAACACCUGAAGGACCGAUUCACCAAAUACUGUCACUCCAGUGUGUGUAGAGAAGAGUGUCUGGGUAAUACAAGUGUCAACUAAACACCACAUCCAAUUUUACAGCAAAAAUGCUCUCCAUUACACCAUUCAGUGGCGAGUUGUUUUUGUUUCGUUUUGUGUUUUCUUUUGUGGGGCGGGGUGAAAUAUGAUGGAAAAUAGAAUUAAUUCUAGAAAUGUUUGUUAAAGUUUAUUUUUGUUCAUUGGGGGGAAAUGGGGACCUCCAUCUUUCUCACAUCUAUCAUCUCGAUUCCUUCGUUUCUUCCUUGCCUUUGUUUUUACUGUCUAUGCUUUAUCACUCCCUUUUCUUAUCACUCCCUUUCCCCCCCCCCCCCCUCUCUCCUUCACUGGCGGUUGGGGUUUGUUCAUCUCGAUUUUGGAUAUGUGAUUUAUGGAGUGGGUUAAAAUAGCACGGUGGAAUUGAUUCAAGCUUGCAGGCUGUCUCUAGUGUCAGAUAACGUCUGUCCGAUCACUUAUCGUUCGUAUACCGUUUCUAUUCAUUUUACCUGUUUCUUUCAUCGACUGUGACACUUUGGUUUUAGUGAUGGAUUGUUGUACCAGUUAAUGUGUACAGAAAUGAAAAUAUCUGAAUAUAAAGAUUUUACUCGGAGAUGAGCAUUCAAUUGUAAGAAGGUUUCGGUGUAAUGUUGAGCGCAACGUGCAAAAUUGACUUAAUAAAGAAUAUUUAUUAAUAUGCA